Molecule: messenger RNA, 390 nt
Organism: Entrophospora candida
Lineage: Eukaryota; Fungi; Glomeromycota; Glomeromycetes; Entrophosporales; Entrophosporaceae
Source: the annotation of a GenBank genome assembly
AUGGCAGGAGCAUUAGAAAAUGCCAAAAAAAAUUUAGAAACAAUAAGAGAUGCUGAAAAAGAAAGUGAUUUUGGUUAUGUAUAUGGAGUUUCUGGACCUGUAGGUCAUGAAGAGCUUGUUGGUGAAGUGAUUCGUAUAGAUGGUGAUAAAGCUACUAUUCAAGUUUAUGAAGAAACUGCUGGAUUAACUGUUGGUGAUCCAGUAUUGAAGACAGGAAAACCUCUUUCAGUGGAAUUGGGACCUGGAUUAAUGGCUAAUAUUUAUGAUGGAAUUCAACGACCACUUAGAUCUAUUCGUGAACUAUCUAAUAGUAUCUAUAUUCCACGUGGUAUUUCUACACCAGCAUUAGAUAAAAAAAUUUUAUGGGAUUUUGAACCUUCUAGUUUCAAA